Messenger RNA from Bombyx mori (domestic silkworm), 3048 nucleotides. It is a transcript of the gene Ifrd1, whose product is annotated as interferon-related developmental regulator 2. Lineage: Eukaryota; Metazoa; Arthropoda; Insecta; Lepidoptera; Bombycidae. The transcript is spliced from 6 exons. The record is from RefSeq and is a predicted model, not a curated record. Bases 285 to 1649 code for a protein of 454 amino acids.
GAAUUGGCCACACCAAACAAAGAUGGCGUUAUAAAAUCUGUUGUCCGUAAAGUGACAGCUGCAGCGCAUUGCGUAAAGUCAAGUGUGCAUGUUACACGGUUAAACAUGUUAAAAAGUUUUUCUGAAAUUUCAGUUUUAUGUUUCAUUCGUGGUCCAAAUCAUUCUUUAAGAACUGAUAUAAUAAACUUUUCUCCUUCUUGAUUAAGUGAGAAACGUAGAAAAUAUUUAGAAAAUUUAGUUAAGUUGUGUUUUGCUUUUAGUGAGUUCAAUUAUCGUAAAUCACCAUGCCUAAAGGGAAAAGAAAAGGAAAAUACGAGCACAGAAGAACCGAGCAAGAGUAUUCCUCAGAAGAAGAUGCUGGCAUUGACAUGACAAAUGACAACUACUCUGAGACAUCUGGACAGUCUGACCUCAAGAGCAUCCAUGAUGAAGGCGAAAACGACAGUCAAGAGAAGUUGGAAGAGAAAGUGUUGGAGAUCAUCGACGGGCUGAGCGCUCGUGCGAACGCGGCCCGUGCGUCGGCGCUGGUGUCGCUGCGGGCCGCGCUGCAGCGCCGCUACCUCGCGCCCGUGCUCAGCAACCAGCGCGCCACGCUCGCAGACCACGUGGCGCGCGCGCUGCGCCGCGGCCGGGACGCGGAGAGACGCGCCGCCGCCGCCGUCGCGCCGCUGCUCGCCCUGCAGAUCGGCGAGGAAGGCACGGAGGAGUUCAUGGCAGAAGUGCGACCGGCGCUGGUGGCGGCCUGCACGGACAAGACUUCCUCGUUGGAAACCAGAGCCGAGUGUUGUUCAUCUUUGGCCGCUCUAUGUUAUCUGCUGGAGGAAGAUGUGAAUGAAAUUUUAGAAAUCAUGCAGAUGUACGAGACAAUCUUUAGUAGCUGUUAUUUGAAGGGCGACGGCAGCGUGAAGGUGUCCGGCGCGGCCGUGGAGGAGGGCGCGUGGUGCGGCGCGGCGCUGGACGCGUGGAGCGUGCUGCUGGGCGGGCUGCCCGCCCCCGCCGCGCAGCACGCGCUGCAGGCCGCGCCGCCGGGCUGGGCGCGCCUGCCGGGCCUGCUGCGCGCCGCCGCGCUCGACGUGCGCCUGGCCGCCGGCGCCGCGCUCGCCGUCGCGCACGAGGCCGCGCCGCACCUCGCCGAGCGCCCGCACGAGCUGCUCGACCUGCUGGAGCAGCUGGCGCGCGACUCUCACAAGUACCGCGCCAAGCGCGACCGCAAGCUGCAGCGCGCCACCUUCCGCGACAUCCUCAAGUACUUCGAGGAGGACGCGGCGCCCAGCGUGGCCGUGCGCGUGGGCGCCGAGACGCUGCAGUGCGACACGUGGGCGGCGCUGGGCGCCUACGCCGCGCUGGCCGCCGCGCUGGGGGCCGGCCUGCAGGCGCUGGCGCCGCACGCGCGCCCGCUCCGCGCCGCGCUCGGCCUCGACGACGUGCUGCCCGCCGACGCGCUGCCCAAGGCCAAGCUCAACAAGCUGCAGCGGGUAACACAACAGACCUUUCAUAAUGAACACAAUGGCCACUCUGUACUGUUGCGUCCACUGUACCGAUGUAUGUGCGUUAUGUUGCAGCACCUGCAGAACACGGCGGCGUGCAAGGCGCGCACGCUGGCUCGCAACAAGAACCGCGACAAGCGCUCGGCCGCGCUCGCCCUGUGAACCCGACGCCGCUGAUACCCUCAACGUGUAUUGGAAACUCAGUUUGCUUCUGGAAAUCUUUGUCUUUUAUUAUGUCUAUUUUUCGAUUAUUCCGAUUUUUUUUUACUGUUACUUGUUAUUAUUAUUAUAUAAACAGAUCCAUUCAAACUACUCUUCUCACCGAAAGCCGAACACUAAACAGUUCAGUAAACUGUUGCUUUAAGAUCACACUAAUUUCGAAUAUAGAUACACAUAUAUAUAUACAACAUCCAAUAAUUAUAUGUGGCUUGUAGAUUGGAUUGUAAUCGUUUUCAUUGGGUCGAGUAAGGCUAGGCAAUUAGCUAUUUAAUUUGGGGCUGCGACUACAUUAGAUGAGUUUAAUGUUAUUAAUGUUUAGAAAACUUGUUUGUCGUCUAUUUAUAGCGCAGCCGGACAGACAAUUAUUUUAAAGAAUUUUAAUCAAAAAAGCGUGUUAUUAAAUUAAGCUCUAUAUUUAAGUGGACGCGAUGGUACAAUGUUCGAGGGUGCAUUAUCGUAUGUAGAUAUCAAUAAAUAUUAACACGCAUUAAAAUUUUACAUCAUUCUGAAUGUACACUCCUAAUGGACCAAAGAAACUUUGAUUUCGGAAAUGUCUCAUUAUAAUGUUUUAUUAAAUAUCAAAUCUCAAAUCGAUUGUAAUCUUAGUUUAAUUGGUUAUAAUACAUUCUGCAUUGAUAUUACAAUGAUUAAAAUAUCAUUGGCUCGUGUCGCAUAAAAAUAAGAAAAUAACACUAAAGGUGCACAUGGUUUCUAUUUUUGUAGAAAAUCUAUAUAAGUGGACUAGCUGACGGCCCUUCCGGCGUUCGCCUUAACCCGUGAGGUCGACGUCUCAAUUGUAAAGUACAGCGGCUGUCUCAACUCUGCAACUGGAACACAUGACUGCUUCGUGGUAGAGCUAGGCGGAUGUCGGUACCUACCCGUGCAGACUUAUCACUUAAGGUCCUAGCGUCACGAUUAUAUUGUUUAGUUAAUUUCUUGUGAUUUGUAUAGAAUUUUUAGUGUGUAAUCUGAUAAUUUUAUGAAACUGAUGUUACAUAUUUUAUGUUUAUAGUAUCGACACAAAACUGUUCGUGAAAAUGUAACAAUUAAUCGAUUGUGCCUAAAAAACGGUUUUUUUAUUGUAAAUAAUUAUCUUCAAGAGCACAUUUAAUUAAUUCUGAUUUCGAAAACGUUUAGGAUACGUGGUCUACAUUAAAUUUGAAUUGUUUGAUUGGUAAUGAUACUUUUUAUAAAAAAGUAUUGUUGAAAAUUGUUUCGUGUGAUUCGUAUCAUUACGAAAGUUUCUCUGUAAAUAUUAUUUUCAUGGAAUUCGAAUUGGCCGCCUCGUUUUGUACAUUAAUUAGGCUAUGAAGUGUUGAAAUAAUAUUUAUUACGAGAACCA